AUGGAGCAACAGGAGCAGCAGCAGCAGCAGAACUCUCAGCAGCCGAGGCCUCAAGGCCAGCAGCAGCAGCAGCAGCAGCAGCAGCAGCAGCAGCAACCGCAGCAGCCUUCGCACACUGGUGGCGUUCAUGGCCCUGCUGGUCGCCGGCUGCACAUUGCUCAUCGUCGGAGUCCUUCCGAGCUGACUCCUCUGAUGAGCAUGUUUGCCAAUCCAGGAAUGGAGCAAUUGGCUAUCCAGCAGCAGAUUGAGCUUCUGCAGCAGCAGCAGCAACAGAUCCAAGCUACGCAACAGCAAUAUGUCAACAUGGGCAUGAUUCCGCCGGGCCAGCCCCUACCCGCCGGCGGUCAGUUCAAUCCUCUGCAAUCCAUGGGUAACCUGCAGCAGCCCAGCUUCCAGUUUCCCGCCCCCGGCCAGAUUCCCCAGCAGAACGUCUCCAUGGGCACCGGACCCGGCCAGUCCAUGCCACACCGCCGCAACCAGUCCGCCCUUCCCAACAUGGGCAUGGGACCCCCUCCUGCGCCCUCGUCUGGUGCUUCCGGCUCGACAUUUGGAAACUUUGAGGCUCCUGGAGCCGGCCAAGGCGGAGGUCACAACCGUGAGGGAUCUUCCGCCAGGGGAGGCCGCGGAGGCGGCGGUGGUCACCAGAGGCGACACUCGCUCGCCCUGGCCGACGCCAAGAAGGCCGCCGAGCUUGCCCAGCAGAAGCGCACCACCACUGGCUUCCAGUUCCCCGGCCCCAACGCCGACAAAGCCGACGAGGAGAACAGGCCGGUUGGCGAUAUGGGACCCCCCCCCGCCGCUGCUCGCGGUGGCCGCGGCAGCCACGGUCGUAGCCAGAGCAUGGCUGUCAACGGCGGUCGCGGUGGCACUCUGGGUGGCGGUGCUGGUGACUUUGGAGGCCGUCGCGGCGGCCAUGGCCGCAGCGGAUCCCGCAACUUUGAGGGCAACUGGCGCACCGGUGGUGGCCAGGGCCAGGACCAGCAGGCCGGCGCUGCUGCUCAGGGUCAGGGCUUCCAACCCAGCCACCGUACCCAGGGCUCCAUGAACCAGUCCAUCUCGUCCAUGGGCGGCUUCCAGUACAGCAACAGCCAGCCUCAGCUUAUGCAGAUGCCCGGCCAGAUGAUGAUGCCCCAGAUGUACGGCCAGCAGCUCAACCCCAUGCAGCAGCUUCAGGCCCUCCAGGCCGCUCAGAUGAAUGGUCAGCAGCUGCAGGGCCUUCAGUCAUCCCAGCACGCCGGCCCGCUCGGCGGACAGAACCAGCAGCAGCAGAACCAGCAGCAGCGCAAGACCCUCUUCACCCCUUACCUGCCCCAGGCCUCGCUGCCCGCUCUCCUCGGUGACGGCCAGCUCGUUUCCGGUAUCCUCCGCGUCAACAAGAAGAACCGCAGCGACGCUUACGUCACCACCUCGGACGGUGUUCUCGACGCCGAUAUCUUCAUCUGCGGCAGCAAGGACCGCAACCGUGCUCUCGAGGGUGACCUUGUCGCUGUCGAGCUCCUCGACGUCGACGAGGUCUGGUCGCAGAAGCGCGAGAAGGAGGAGAAGAAGAAGCGCAAGGACAUCACCGACACACGCUCCGGCUCCACCAACCAGGGCCACCGUGACACCGGUAACAAUGACGACGGCAGUGCUGCCGACGGUGGCAUCCGCCGUCGCGGCAGUCUCCGUCAGCGUCCCACGCAGAAGAAGAAUGACGAUGUCGAGGUUGAGGGUCAGAGCCUCCUGCUCGUCGAGGAGGAGGAGAUCAGCGACGAGCAGAAGCCUCUGUACGCCGGCCACGUCGUCGCCGUCAUCGAGCGUGUCGCCGGCCAGAUGUUCUCUGGUGCCCUGGGUCUCCUGCGCCCCAGCAGCCAGGCCACCAAGGAGAAGCAGGAGGCCGAGCGUGCCGCCCGCGACGGUGGCAGCGGCCGCCACAACGACUCGAGGCACCAGGACAAGCCCAAGAUUGUCUGGUUCAAGCCUACGGACAAGCGCGUUCCCCUCAUUGCCAUCCCCACCGAGCAGGCCCCGCGUGACUUUGUCGAGAAGCACCAGGAGUACGCCGACCGCAUCUUUGUCGCGUGCAUCAAGCGCUGGCCCAUCACCUCGCUCCACCCCUUCGGUACCCUCGUCGAGCAGCUCGGCCGCAUGGGCGACCUCAAGGUCGAGACGGAUGCCCUCCUCCGCGACAACAACUUUGCCUCGGACGAGUUCUCCGAGGCCGUCCUGCGCAGCGUUGGUCUCCAGGACUGGUCCCUGGACAAGGAGGACGAGGAGGCUCUGUCUGCCCGCCGAGACUUCCGCGACGAGACCCUGUACACCUUCGCCUACGAGGGUGGCGGCGCCGAGCUGGGCAACGCCGUCCACGUCAAGUCCCGCCCCGACGGCAAGGUUGACAUCGGCAUCCACGUCCCCGACGUCACCCACUUCGUCAAGCCCAACACCCUGGUCGACCGGGAGGCCAAGAAGCGUGGCACCUCUGUCCAGCUGCUCAACCGCUUCUGCGCCCUGCUCCCGCCCAGGCUGACCGAGGAGGUGUGCUCUCUCGUUCCUGGAGAGGACCGCCUCGCCGUCAGCGUCGUAUUCACCGUGAACCCCCACAACGGCUCGGUCGCCGAGGGCGACAGCUGGGUCGGCCGCAGCAUCGUCAAGAGCACCGCCAAGCUGGCCCUGUCCGACAUCGACAAGGCCCUGGACGAUGCCUCCAAGGUUGACGGCUCGUCUGUCCCCCUCAGCGCCAUCCAGAUACUCAAGGCCGUCUCCCAGAAGUUCAGGGAGAACCGUCUGGGUGCUGACGGCGAGCCCAUCGCUCCCCUCCGUCUCCUCCAGCAGAUUGACGAGGAGAACAACCCUGUGCAGCACAACCUGUUCGACUCCACCGAAGCUCUAGAGCUCGUCGAGGAGCUCAUGCACAAGGCCAACGCCUUUGUUGCUCAGAAGCUGGCCGAGGGCCUGCCCGAGAAGGCCCUUCUCCGCCGCCAGGGCGCCCCCAUCCCCAGGCGUCUCCAGACGUUUGCCGAGCGCAUGACGGCCCUCGGCUACGACAUUGACACGUCUAGCAGCGGUGCGGUGCAGAAUAGCCUGUUCAAGGUGGACGACCCGGAGCUCCGCCAGGGCAUGGAGACGCUCCUGAUUAAGUCUAUGCACCGUGCCAAGUACUUCAUCGCCGCCAAGACCCCCAAGAUCGUCUGGCCCCACUACGCCCUUAACCUCCCCUUGUACACGCACUUCACCAGCCCCGCGCGCCGCUACGCCGACAUCAUCGUCCACCGCCAGCUCGAGGCGGUGCUGUCCGAGGGCAAGAUUGAGUACACGGAGGAGAUGGAGAACCUGGUCAAGACGGUCGAGGCCGUCAACACGAAGAAGGAGUCGGCCCAGAACGCCCAGGAGCAGAGCGUGCACAUCGAGACGUGCCGCGCCCUGGACAAGAAGCGCCAGGAGUCGAACGGCGACCUGAUUGCCGAGGGUAUCGUGCUGUGCGUCUACGAGUCUGCGUUUGACGUGCUGAUCCCCGAGUGGGGCUUCGAGAAGCGCGUCCACUGCGACCAGCUGCCGCUCAAGAAGGCCGAGUUCCGCAAGGAGAAGCGCAUCCUCGAGCUGUACUGGGAGAAGGGUGUGCCCAGCUCGGCGUACGUGCCCGAGGACGAGCGCCCCAAGGCUGCCGCCUCGCAGAGGAUGAACAGCGCCGCCGCGGCGCAGAGGAAGGCCGAGGAGGCGGAGCGCCAACAGCGCCAGCGCGAAGAGGCUGCGCGCAAGCAGACCGAGACCGGCACCAUCUCCACGGACGACGUCGACGCCCUCUUUGACGACGACGACGACGACAACAACUCGGACGUGACCGAGGCCAUGGCCGGCGCGUCGCUGGCCGAGAGGCCCACGCAGAGCGUACCCGGAUCGCCCGCCCGAUCAACGGCCGCCAACAGCAACGCCGCCGACAGCAACCUGCACCGCACGCAGUCCGACUCCAAGAUGCCGGCUUCGGACGCCGUCGAAGCCCGCCUUACGAACAAGGAGAAGUACCUCAAGCUGUUCACCCUUCGCGAGGAAGGCGGUGACUACAUCCAGGAUGUCACCGAGCUGACCCGUCUGCCCAUUGUCCUCAAGACGGACCUGAGCAAGAGUCCUCCUUGCGUCACCAUCCGUUCUCUGAACCCUUACGCGCUGUAA
Molecule: messenger RNA, 4146 nt
Organism: Geosmithia morbida
Lineage: Eukaryota; Fungi; Ascomycota; Sordariomycetes; Hypocreales; Bionectriaceae
Product: protein SSD1
Exons: 3
Coding region: 1-4146 (1381 amino acids)
Biological process (GO): mRNA catabolic process
Cellular component (GO): P-body; exosome (RNase complex)
Molecular function (GO): 3'-5'-RNA exonuclease activity; RNA binding
Source: RefSeq, a predicted model, not a curated record